GCCGCUCUUGCCCAAUCGUCGCCGGCGGCCACCGGGAGCACGCCUCGCCGGAGCUGAGCCUAUCGAGAUGCUCAGCAACAAGGCAGCUGCGUCGGGCCGCUCUUCGGGCCGCUCCGGCGGAGGGAUCAGGAUCGGGCGGUUGCAGCUGCGCCCGGCGAUCCCCAUUGUCCCCGGCGGCCGCGGCAAGAGACAGAGGAGAGCGGCGGCGGUUCCCCUGCUGCCCGACGACGCCCUGGUGGAGAUCCUCUCCCGCGUCCCCGCCAAAUCCCUCUGCCGGUUCAAGUGCGUCUCCAGGGCCUGGCGCGACCUCAUCGCCGACCGCCUCCGCUGCAAGAAGCUCCCCCAAACCCUCGCAGGGUUCUUUGUCAACGACGGCGACGAGAUACACGGCGGUGACAGCGACGAUGACGGCUCGGAUCGCGUCGUCGGGCGCUUCAUCAACACGUUGGGUAGAUUCGUGCCCCUCGCUUCCGUCUCCUUCCUGGGGAACCAGCCGGGCAUUGAGGAAUUCGGCUUCUUGCGUUCCUGCAACGGGCUCCUCCUCUUCGGGCACAGAAGGGCUGGAGACACCUACGAUUCACUGGGCUAUAUCGUCUGCAACCCCGCCACCGAGCAAUGGGUGGCCGUCCCCAGCUCCGGCUUUAAACCACUUCCCUUAUUUGAUGAGGGCGAGGACCCUGGCUCUGACUCCGACAAUGAAAUUGGAUGUGCUUUCACCUAUUUGAUUUUUGACCCUGCUGUGUCCUUGCACUUUCAGUUGGUCGAGUUCAUUUCGGACGAUUGUGUAUGCGUGGAAGAGGUGCGCGCAUACUCGUCUGAAACUGGGGUAUGGUGUGACAGCGAUUGGUCUUCAGAUUGCGGCAUAUCAUUCUUCGCAGGGAGCGCCAUUGUUAAUGGCAUGCUGCAUCUCAGUGUCACCAGCUUUGAUACACACCAGGAUCUAAUACUUGCAGUUAAUGGGGAAGGGAAGGAUUGUAGGAGCCUCAGCGGGCCGGGGAAGCGUUUCGAUGUUGCUUUUGUUGGUGAAUCCCAAGGACUCGUGCAUUGCGUGAGUCAACAUAAAGACAACACUCGCCAGAUGACUGAACUGUCCAUUUGGGUCCUUCGGGACUAUGAUGCAGAAGAAUGGGUUCUGAAGCACAGUGUGGAUUUUUUCAAGCUGUUUGGAAGAAUGAAUUGCCGAGUUGAAUUUGACUACAGUGUGGUUGCCAUUCACCCGGAUCGCAAUUUGAUCUUCUUUGUUCAGCACUGGGACCUGCAACUGAAAUCAUAUGACAUGGAUAGCAAGGAAGUGUGUACUCUCCACACUCUAGGGGUGGGCCCUCAGAAUAUUUUCCCAUUAGUUCCCUAUUAUGCGGAGUCAUCGGCCCUUGCUAAUAAGCACUGAUCUUGCGCCUUGUGAGGUACUGGUCAAAUUUGAUGUUCCAAGUAUGGAGACAGGAGCUAUAUCUGUAGAAUUAGGCUAUGUGCUCUGAUGGUGCUUCGAUGGUACCUUCUGAUUCCUUUUGUACAUUAAAAGCAAACACUUGAGGCAUGUGUGUAAGUUACCAUUAAAUAUGUAGGCAAUUGCACAAUGCAUGAUGUUUGGACUUCCAAGUUCCUACGCUCUGUAUUUCACUUUUUCCAGAAUCAUAAUCCCUGUCCACUUUCUUUA
Messenger RNA from Setaria italica (foxtail millet), 1654 nucleotides. RefSeq names its product F-box protein At5g07610. The record is from RefSeq and is a predicted model, not a curated record. Bases 68 to 1387 code for a protein of 439 amino acids. Gene Ontology annotation, molecular function: protein binding. Lineage: Eukaryota; Viridiplantae; Streptophyta; Magnoliopsida; Poales; Poaceae. The transcript has 2 exons.